AUGGGCAAGCUUCAGACCUGGAGCCAAAAACAUCUCGACUCCCGGAUAACAGGACCUGCUGGCGGCUCUGUCGACGAGGAGCAGGUCUUCGUCUCCAGCGAACGAGGAGUCCAAGAUAGGCUGGAAGGACGAGAUGAGCUAUUUUGGGCGCCGCUUCGAAAAAAAACAGCAGCGGGACCUUGUGAUGGGAGCGAACCGUGGGAGUAUCUUGCCAUCGCACUUGUCGAGUCGUCGUCACUAAGCAUUGACGAGAUCCGUGAUAAAAUAUAUGGUUUAGUUAAACUCAAGGAUGGAGCGCAACGUUUUCUCGCCACAAUGCCACUUGCCGAGGCGAUAAUGAAAAAUGACAAUGUGGCUAGACAUCGCCAUAGGUUCUUUGAAACUGCUAGAAGGUUUCGCAAUCGCUUGGGAUCGUUGUCCCCUAGAGGAGACCUCCGGGGUGUCUUGCCGCCAUAUCGUGGCUACUCGGGACAAUCCGACUUUGUCAUGAAGACGAGUUCGGACGUAGCCAAGAUAGUGGGAGAGGGCAAGACGCCUUGGAUCGACGAGCAUGACCUGUCGGCACCCGGAUGA
This is a messenger RNA of Penicillium bovifimosum, 573 nucleotides long. RefSeq lists its product as uncharacterized. The coding region runs from base 1 to 573 and encodes 190 amino acids. Lineage: Eukaryota; Fungi; Ascomycota; Eurotiomycetes; Eurotiales; Aspergillaceae. The record is from RefSeq and is a predicted model, not a curated record. The transcript is spliced from 2 exons.